This is a messenger RNA of Apus apus (common swift), 900 nucleotides long. RefSeq names its product NFIL3 like basic leucine zipper (gene NFILZ). Gene Ontology annotation, molecular function: DNA binding; DNA-binding transcription factor activity. The transcript has a single exon. The record is from RefSeq and is a predicted model, not a curated record. Gene Ontology annotation, cellular component: nucleus. Gene Ontology annotation, biological process: regulation of DNA-templated transcription; DNA-templated transcription; circadian rhythm. The coding region runs from base 1 to 900 and encodes 299 amino acids. NCBI's taxonomy places the organism in Eukaryota, Metazoa, Chordata, Aves, Apodiformes, Apodidae.
AUGGAAACCUUCCUGGCACCGCGGAGCUCUGACGGUGAGCUGGCUCUCCUGCAGAGCCCAGCCCAGCUGCUCCCGGGCAGGGCGAGCGGUCCUUCCCGCCGCAAGCGGGAGUUCAUGCCCGAGGAGAAGAAGGACACCAUGUACUGGGAGAAGAGGCGCAAGAACAACGAGGCCGCCAAGCGCUCGCGGGAGAAGCGGCGCCUCAACGACUUCGCCAUGGAGAGCCAGCUGGCCGCCCUCAGCGAGGAGAAUGCCCUCCUCAGGACAGAGCUGCUGGCCCUCAAGCUGCGCUUCGGGCUCCUCAGCCCAGACGCCAGCACCUACCAGGGUCAGUCCCUCCAGGGCUUCUUGGGGGUUUGUUUCAGGGGGCGCAGAGCGGCCUCCCCGCGCCUCGAGGCUGAGCCCUUCGCUGGGGAGUCCUGCUUCUUCACAGCCAAGAGCUUCGUGCCAGCAGUGCUGGAGCCAGCUGAUUUCUCCUGCAAAACCUUUGGCUCAUCCAGGAACAUCCUUGGCUGUGACUCAAAGCCAGCGCCCGUGGACAGACCUGGCUUUCAGCAGUCAAAGAGGCUUGAUGCAGCCUUCAGAUCCACGGUUUGCUCCCCACUCCUCAAUUACCACUGCCCAGACAAGUAUGCUUUCCAUUUGCCUUUGCCAGGCAGUGCCUGCUUCUUGUGCCCUUCCCCCUGCCCAGCUGCGAUGAGCAAAGAAAGCACCACAGCUGUCUCGGAUGAAGAUGAUGAGCAACAAGUCCCCAAAAUUUCUCCUCUAACCCCGAGCAGCCUGUCUUGCCCUGCAGAAGAUCACCCAAAGGGCCGAAGCUCUGCUGCCCUACCUCACAAGCUCAGGAUUAAGACCAAAGCCCUCAGCAGCUUGGAGGAGAGUGGCCUGGACUCCCACUGA